ACUCUAGUCGGCCCCUCACGACGACGCCGCGUAAAAUAUUUUUGUUUCCCCCGCAUUCGUUGAAAAACCGCCGAAAGUGUUUGUUUUUAUGUGUGGUGCGCGUCCUAGGCCAAUGCAAUCGAGUCCGCAACUGCUUUUGCUGACCGCCUAACGCCGCCAGAGACAGAAAAUAACAGUAAUGCGAAAGACCCGCUCGCAGACGGCUCGCACGCAGGCGGAAAAUGCCGCAACAUCCCCGAGCCCCGGACACCAAUCAACGUCGUCAGCGCCAAUAGCAGUGAAUCCCUUUGAUGCGGGCAAGUACAAGGAAUGUGAGCAAAUGGUGCAGAUGCUCCGAGUGGUCGAGCUGCAAAAAAUUCUGUCGUUUCUGAACAUCUCCUUCGCUGGACGAAAAACCGACCUGCAGAGCCGCAUCCUCUCGUUCCUGCGCACCAACUUGGAUCUGCUCGCCCCGAAGGUCCAGGAAGUCUACGCCCAGUCCGUUCAGGAGCAAAGCGCCACGCUGCAGUACAUCGACCCAACCAGGAUGUACUCGCACAUCCAGCUGCCGCCCACCGUGCAGCAGAAUCCGGUGGGCCUCGUGGGCGGUGGCCCGGGCGUCCAGGUGCCCGGCGGCCAGAUGAACGUGGUCGGCGGCGCACCCUUCCUUCACACACACAGCAUCAACAGUCAGCUGCCCAUCCAUCCCGACGUGCGGCUGAAGAAGCUAGCCUUCUACGAUGUCCUCGGCACACUGAUCAAGCCUUCGACGCUGGUGCCACGCAACACUCAGCGCGUCCAAGAGGUGCCUUUCUACUUCACACUCACGCCCCAGCAGGCCACCGAGAUAGCCUCCAAUCGCGACAUCCGCAACAGCUCCAAGGUGGAGCACGCCAUCCAGGUGCAACUUCGCUUCUGCCUGGUGGAGACCUCGUGCGACCAGGAGGAUUGUUUUCCGCCUAACGUCAAUGUCAAGGUCAACAAUAAGCUGUGUCAGCUGCCAAAUGUCAUUCCUACAAACCGACCAAAUGUGGAGCCCAAGCGUCCGCCACGUCCCGUCAACGUCACCUCCAAUGUAAAGCUGUCGCCAACCGUCACCAAUACCAUUAUGGUGCAAUGGUGUCCGGACUACACGCGCAGCUACUGCCUGGCCGUUUACCUGGUGAAGAAACUCACCUCCGCACAGCUCUUGCAGCGAAUGAAGACUAAGGGAGUGAAGCCGGCUGACUAUACCCGCGGCCUGAUCAAGGAGAAGCUGACGGAGGAUGCCGACUGCGAGAUAGCCACCACCAUGCUUAAAGUGUCACUCAACUGCCCGCUGGGCAAGAUGAAGAUGCUGCUGCCUUGCCGAGCCUCAACUUGCUCGCACCUGCAGUGCUUUGACGCCAGUCUCUACCUGCAAAUGAACGAGCGCAAGCCCACCUGGAACUGCCCCGUCUGCGACAAGCCGGCCAUUUACGACAACCUGGUCAUAGAUGGCUACUUCCAGGAGGUGUUGGGCUCGUCGCUUCUAAAGAGCGAUGACACCGAGAUUCAGCUGCAUCAGGAUGGCUCGUGGAGCACGCCAGGACUGCGCAGCGAGGCACAGAUCUUAGAUACACCUUCGAAGCCCGUUCAGAAGGUUGAGGUUAUAUCGGACGAUAUUGAGCUUAUAUCGGACGAUGCCAAGCCAGUAAAGAGCGAUUUGUCCCCUGCACCGGACGAUCAGCCAACAUCCACGUCAAACAGUGAAACUAUGCAACAGGUUGAUCUGACGUUGAGCGAUUCCGACGACGACAUGCCUCUGGCCAAGCGUCGUCCUCCCGCCAAGCAAGCCGUCGCCAGUUCCACGUCGAACGGCAGCGGUGGCGGCCAACGUGCCUAUACGCCGGCACAGCAGCCCCAGCAAUCCGCGGGUGCUGAAUGAUCGCAGCGGAGCCCGGAGAAAUUAACCGCCCUACGCAUUACUAACCUAACAACUAAGCGUACACCUAAACCAGAUGUUAAUCUUAAGUUCUGCCAAUGCAAGUUGGCCGUAUUCCUAUUCCUAUGCACGAAGCGAGAGAGGAGACAGGCGAGGCGGCAGCCAGCCGCGGCACCGACAUUUAAGUUAGUUAAGUUAUUUUAGUUACUUUAGUGGAACUACGGAUACCGAACGAAUAGAGGCGCAGUGGUGUGGAGUGGAGGGUGCUGCCCGCGAGUGCGUAUUUAUAAUGUGUUGCAAGCCAGGGCGAAAUUGCAUUAAAUGUUCAUGAUGUGUAUUGGCAACAAACGAAUGAGUUUUUAUUGAUGAAAAUUGAAUUGAAUGUGGCGUUUUUAAGGGCAUGACCAGACGACCAGACGUCAAGCUAGACACACAACUUACUCGUUUAUUUAAGCUCAAACCGUACCGCCACGGAUUUAUAUGUUAAGAAAAUGAUUUUAAAUUGAUUGCUUUGACUUUGAUUUGAUGCCAAACCCCUUAAAUAUCAGACCGAACAAAUAUGAAAUCAAUGUACAAGGAGAUGUGUACUUUAACUAUAAUAUUAAACAAUUUUCAACCAA
Molecule: messenger RNA, 2502 nt
Organism: Drosophila elegans
Lineage: Eukaryota; Metazoa; Arthropoda; Insecta; Diptera; Drosophilidae
Gene: Su(var)2-10
Product: E3 SUMO-protein ligase PIAS1
Exons: 8
Coding region: 179-1885 (568 amino acids)
Biological process (GO): protein sumoylation; regulation of transcription by RNA polymerase II
Molecular function (GO): zinc ion binding; transcription coregulator activity; SUMO ligase activity
Source: RefSeq, a predicted model, not a curated record